This is a messenger RNA of Ficedula albicollis (Collared flycatcher), 2166 nucleotides long. RefSeq names its product solute carrier family 26 member 7 (gene SLC26A7). Gene Ontology annotation, biological process: transmembrane transport. The coding region runs from base 61 to 2010 and encodes 649 amino acids. The transcript has 18 exons. The record is from RefSeq and is a predicted model, not a curated record. Lineage: Eukaryota; Metazoa; Chordata; Aves; Passeriformes; Muscicapidae. Gene Ontology annotation, cellular component: membrane. Gene Ontology annotation, molecular function: bicarbonate transmembrane transporter activity; oxalate transmembrane transporter activity; chloride transmembrane transporter activity.
UCAGGCCGAUUCCUCAGCUGUGUGCUCUCCUGACAGAGGCACUGCUUGUGUGGGGUAGGAAUGAUGACAGGGGCAAAAAGGAAAAGAAGCACAGUCUGGAGGAAGAUCCAGGCUGUUAGCUUUGAAGAUAUCAAAGCCUGGUGUAUGAGAAGGCUGCCUAUCUUGAAGUGGGUGCCUGUCUACAACUGGAAGGAAAAUUUGCUGCCUGAUACUGUUUCUGGGAUGAUGCUAGCCAUCCAACAGGUGACUCAAGGGCUGGCCUUUGCUGUUCUGUCUUCAGUCCAUCCAGUUUUUGGGUUAUAUGGAUCUUUCUUCCCUGUCAUUAUUUAUGCCAUAUUUGGAAUGGGACGUCAUGUUGCAACAGGAACUUUUGCUUUAACUUCCUUAAUAUCUGCCAAUGCAGUUGAGCGUCUUGUUCCUUCAGUCAGAACUAAUUUCACUGCAAACAAUAAUUCAGGAAUUUUGGGUUUGUCAGAAUUUGAAAUGCAGAGGAUUGGAGUGGCAGCAGCAGUUUCAUUUCUAGGAGGAAUCAUUCAGGUAGUGAUGUUUAUGCUGCAGCUGGGCAGUGCCACUUUCUUGCUAACAGAGCCCGUGAUAAGCGCGAUGACAACAGGAGCAGCUACCCACGUUGUGACUUCACAAGUGAAGUAUCUGCUGGGAAUGAAAGUGCCAUAUAUGUCAGGACCACUGGCAUUUUUUCAUAUUUAUGCCUAUGUGUUUGAGAAUAUCAGAACAGUUCAGUUGGAGGCAUUACUUCUCUCCCUGCUGAGCAUUGUGGUACUUGUUCUGGUAAAAGAACUGAAUGAGAAAUUUCACAGAAACAUUAAAGUUGUCCUUCCCAUCGAUCUACUUUUGAUAAUUGCUACAUCCAUUGCUUGCUACUGUGCUGAUAUGGAAUAUGUCUACAGGAUAGAAGUUGUGGGAAAUAUUCCUAAAGGGUUGCCAUCACCAAAAGCACCACCCAUGAAUGUCCUGCCUGAAGUAGUCACUGAAGCUUUUGGAGUGGCACUGGUUGGUUAUGUUGCCUCACUAGCCCUUGCUCAAGGCUCUGCUAAAAAGUUUAAAUACAAAGUGGAUGACAACCAGGAAUUUUUGGCUCAUGGCCUCAGCAACGUGAUUCCUUCAUUUUUCUUUUGCAUCCCAAGUGCUGCAGCCAUGGGAAGGACGGCACUUUUAUACAGCACAGGUGCCAAAACACAGGUGGCUUGCCUUAUCUCUUGUGUAUUAAUUCUAGUGGUGAUCUACACAAUUGGACCUCUGCUGUACUGGCUUCCUAUGUGUGUGUUAGCAAGCAUUAUUGUUGUGGGCUUGAAGGGGAUGCUAAUGCAGUUCCGUGACUUAAAAAAAUAUUGGAAUGUGGAUAAAAUAGACUGGAGCAUAUGGGUUAGUACCUAUGUGUUUACAAUAUGCUUUGCUGCUAAUGUGGGACUGUUGUAUGGCGUUGUCUGCACUAUAGUAAUCGUGAUUUUCCGCUUUCCCAGAGCAAAGACACUGAAUUUGAAAAAUAUGAAAGAGGUGGAAUAUAAAUACAAAGCAGAAGAUAAUUGUGAAUCACUAAAACAGGUAAAAAUAGUUUCUGUCAACAGCCCAUUAGUCUUUCUGAAUGCCAGAAAAUUUCGCGCUGACCUGUUAAAGAUAAUCCAGAAGGAUGGCAUGAGCAGCCAGUGUGAGCAGAAUACAUUGCUCGGUUCAUUUUCCAACGGAAGUUGCCAUGGUGAGUUGGUGCAGUCAUGUCACAGUGAGCGACGACUUUUGAUAUUAGACUGCAGUGGACUGAAUUUCUUUGACUACACUGGAGUCUCAGUGCUUCUUCAGAUUUACAUGGACUGUAAAAACAGAUACAUCGAUGUGGUGCUAGCACACUGCAAAGCUUCCUUGAUAAAAGCAAUGCAGUACGGUGGAAAUCUUGACUCUGAAAAUCCUGUAUUUUUUGAAUCUAUUUCUUCAGCAAUUGAUGCAGUUCAGAUUCACAGGAAUUACAACAAGUUCAGUGAACAGAGUGAAGUGUGAUGCCCACCCAUUGAGCAUAGCAAGUUUCAUCUGCUGAUAUUCAAAAUGACCCACAUCAUGGCCUCUCCUUCACUUUUUUUCUCCAGUGGAUCUCAUAGAUGAUCUUUUGUAUACCAUAUAUAUUUUAGUACAUUCAUUAAUGACAGAUCUGCCUUU